AUGGGUAAAUCGCAGUCAAAGCUCUCCCAAGAGCAACUGGCCGAGCUGCAGAAGUCGACACAUUUUGACAAGAAGGAACUCCAGCAAUGGUAUAAGGGCUUCCUCAAGGACUGCCCCUCGGGGAUGCUCUCCAAGGAGGAGUUCCAGAAGAUAUACCGGCAGUUCUUCCCGUUCGGCGACCCGUCGUCCUUUGCCGACUACGUCUUCAACGUCUUCGACAGCGACAAGUCGGGCACGAUCGACUUCAAGGAGUUCAUCUGCGCCCUGAGCGUUACGAGCCGCGGCAAGAUGGAGGACAAGCUCGACUGGGCCUUCCAGCUCUACGACAUUGACGGGGACGGCAAGAUAAGCUACGAGGAGAUGCUCAAGAUUGUGGAGGCGAUUUACAAGAUGGUUGGCUCCAUGGUCAAGCUCCCCGAAGACGAAGAUACCCCCGAGAAGCGUGUGCGGAAGAUCUUCCGCAUGAUGGACAAGGACGAGAACGGCAGCCUAGACAUGGAGGAGUUCAAGGAGGGCAGCAAACGUGACGAGACGAUCGUGUCCGCGCUAUCGCUAUACGACGGGUUAGUUUAA
Molecule: messenger RNA, 573 nt
Organism: Phialemonium atrogriseum
Lineage: Eukaryota; Fungi; Ascomycota; Sordariomycetes; Cephalothecales; Cephalothecaceae
Exons: 4
Coding region: 1-573 (190 amino acids)
Cellular component (GO): intracellular membrane-bounded organelle; membrane; cytosol
Molecular function (GO): calcium ion binding
Source: RefSeq, a predicted model, not a curated record